Ilex paraguariensis (yerba mate) is the source of this 465-nucleotide messenger RNA. The record is from the annotation of a GenBank genome assembly. NCBI's taxonomy places the organism in Eukaryota, Viridiplantae, Streptophyta, Magnoliopsida, Aquifoliales, Aquifoliaceae.
AUGCCAGAAAUUGAGUCAAGCAGCAAUCAGGGCGCGGUUGGGAAAAGGAUCAUUCAAUCAGGAGGAAACAGUGAAGUGAUCCUUCCUGCAACGGUGCCUGAGGUACAGGCUGAAAUCAACGGUCCUGAUGAGUGGAUAAUCUCGGUAAUGAAAGACGGUGACCGUAAGAGCGAAGCCAUUCGAUUCGAACAGAGAAAGUUACAGAAGGUUAUACAAGAACUAAGAAAUAAAAAGGAGCUUGAAGGAUGUUUUGAUUUAAGAGUUGUUUCGAUUGGCCCCUAUCACCAUGGAAAGCCUGAGCUCGUAGAUGCGGAAGAGUUGAACACUAUGUUCGCAUUCUACUUCAUUAAAGAAAGUGGCCUUGAUUCCGAAGUGUUCUAUAACAAAUUCUUAGAGUUGGUUGGGGAAGCUAAGGGCUACUACCUUGAUGGCUCAACAGAUGACUAUGAUGAUGAUGUUCCUUGA